ACCGUUUUUGGAACAGUGCAGAUUCCAUUUCUUUAAUUCUUUGCCCGUGGUUUAGUUCGGAAUAUUUUUCGUUCUUUCUUUAUUCUUGUACUGCAUUGAUGUAAGAACGUUAGUUUCAGUAGUUUUCGGUGGGUCUAAUGAUUGUGGACAGCGAAAGGGGUUUAUGGGACAUUAAUGGGGCUAAAAAGGCAAUGGAAUAAUUUCAUGAGUAAUAAAUUGGGUUCGUUUUUAUUUUUUCUACUAUAGUGGAGUAGUAUUUGUUCUUAACAGCUUCAGAUCCAAGCGAAACAAGUAAUAUAUAAAAAAUGCAAGAGCCAAAAUUAGUGAUUGAUUGACACCUUCAAGGGACUGCACACGAGACAUUUCUCCUUUUCCUUAAUGGUACAGGUGCAGAGGAUAAUGUUGCAGAGUAUUAUCAGCAACAGGUAGAGAUGCUGGAGGGGUUCAAUGAAAUGGAUGUACUAGCAGAGCAAGGUUCUGUACCAAGAGUGUCAAAGGAAGACAGGGAAAAGUUGGUUAGAAGUGAAACAAUUGCCAUUAGGAUGUCAAAUGUUGCAAAUAUGCUUCUUUUUGCAGCUAAAGUUUAUGCAUCCAUCAGGAGUGGUUCGUUGGCCAUUGUUGCGUCAACUUUAGACUCGCUUCUUGAUCUACUAUCUGGUUUUAUCCUGUGGUUCACUGCUUUUUCCAUGCAGACGCCAAAUCCUUAUCGAUAUCCUAUUGGAAAGAAACGUAUGCAGCCUCUGGGAAUCCUUGUUUUCGCUUCUGUCAUGGCAACUUUAGGCCUGCAGAUUAUACUGGAAUCCCUGCGCACAUUAGUUUCUGAUGAUGACGAAUUCAAUUUGACAAAGGAGCAAGAGCAAUGGGUCAUUGGCAUUAUGCUUUCAGUGACUCUGGUGAAACUAUUUCUGUUUGUCUAUUGCCGCACGUUUGCAAAUGAGAUUGUCAGGGCAUAUGCCCAGGAUCACUUUUUUGAUGUUAUCACCAACAUCAUUGGCCUCGUUGCUGUAGUAAUGGCUAACUAUUUCAGUGACUGGAUGGACCCUGUUGGAGCUAUUAUUCUGGCAUUGUACACUAUCCGAACAUGGUCGUUAACUGUGCUGGAGAAUGUGAGCUCACUUAUUGGGAGAUCAGCUGCACCAGAAUAUCUACAGAAACUCACUUACCUAUGCUGGAAUCACCACAAAUCCAUAAGGCAUAUCGACACUGUAAGGGCAUACACCUUUGGUUCUCACUAUUUUGUCGAGGUGGAUAUUGUGUUGCCAGCUGACAUGCCCCUGCAAGAAGCUCAUGACAUUGGAGAAUCCUUGCAAGAGAAGCUCGAAUUUUUGCCCGAGAUUGAGCGUGCUUUUGUUCAUCUCGAUUACGAGUAUAGUCAUAAACCUGAACAUGCACAAGCGCAUCUUUAGCUUGAAGGUAUUGUCGUCCACAUUGCUACCAUCAAUUAUUAUUGCCACCUAUAAGUUUUAGUAAUGCUGUUCAACUAAGUUGUCUGGACCUUUAUAGAAUGGCCAAAUUAACAUACGAAUGGUGCUCUAAGUUGACCACGUGAUGUGUGUAUCGAAGGUUCUGUAUAUAAAGUCGAAAAGACUUUGCUCUCGAGAAAGAGAACAAUAUUGUGAUGACGGGAAAGUGGCGUAUAUUAAUGUAAGUGAACAUUGCUAUAUGCUGAUACCAUAUGUUCAUUAUGUACUGUGAGUUUUAAUUCAAUGAAAUAAACUGAAUUAUGAAUCCCUUUA
Messenger RNA from Olea europaea var. sylvestris, 1736 nucleotides. Its product is annotated as metal tolerance protein 11. Gene Ontology annotation, cellular component: membrane. The coding region runs from base 432 to 1406 and encodes 324 amino acids. Gene Ontology annotation, biological process: transmembrane transport; monoatomic cation transport. NCBI's taxonomy places the organism in Eukaryota, Viridiplantae, Streptophyta, Magnoliopsida, Lamiales, Oleaceae. Gene Ontology annotation, molecular function: manganese:proton antiporter activity. The record is from RefSeq and is a predicted model, not a curated record. The transcript is spliced from 6 exons.